Messenger RNA from Fukomys damarensis (Damara mole-rat), 5235 nucleotides. RefSeq names its product cyclin dependent kinase 18 (gene Cdk18). Gene Ontology annotation, molecular function: protein kinase activity; ATP binding. The transcript has 16 exons. Gene Ontology annotation, biological process: protein phosphorylation. The coding region runs from base 397 to 1815 and encodes 472 amino acids. Gene Ontology annotation, cellular component: nucleus; cytoplasm. Lineage: Eukaryota; Metazoa; Chordata; Mammalia; Rodentia; Bathyergidae. The record is from RefSeq and is a predicted model, not a curated record.
AUACGGACAGGGACCAUGCUUUACACACCUGUGAGCCCGUGCCUCAGCCAGUAGGUGCUCAGCCCUUGAUGUGUUGCACUGAGCCAGCCUGCAGAGCUCCCUGGCUGGCCGCAGCCAUUUGAGCUCAACGCCGAGAGGCACCAGCCUGGGCCCAGGUGGCCAAAGUGUGGGGGUGGCCAGGAACUCGCAGGGCCAAGGAGGGGACCCUUUCCAGGCCGGCUGAGGACACAAGGACAUGAUCAUUAACAAAGCAAACUUGUUACUGACCCAUAAUCCCUUAAACCAGGAGGAUUCGGGAGGGGCCCCGAUUCCUUGGCAACCAGGUGCUGGCCAGCAGCAGGGCUGAGCAUCCUCCCGGAGUGGGCUGCAGGACCCCAGUGCUGGCCCCUGACAAUCAUGAACAAGAUGAAGAACUUUAAGCGUCGGUUCUCACUGUCGGUGCCCCGCACGGAGACCAUUGAGGAGUCUUUGGCUGAGUUCACGGAGCAGUUCAACCAGCUCCACAACCAGAGGAACGAGGACCUGCAGCUCGGUCCCCUCGGCACAGACCCGGCCCUGGAGCCCAGCGCCUUCUCCCCCACAGAUGGCGGGGAGGAUCCUGGGAGACUGUCCCCCAGCAUGCAGUACCGGCGACCGCAGAGCCAGCGCCGCUUCUCCAUGGAGGACAUCAGCAAGAGGCUCUCCCUGCCCAUGGACAUCCGCCUGCCGCAGGAGUUCCUGCAGAAGCUACAGCUAGAGAGCCCAGACCUGCCCAGGCCCCUCAGCCGCAUGUCCCGCCGAGCCUCCCUGUCAGACAUCGGCUUUGGGAAACUGGAAACGUAUGUGAAGCUGGACAAGCUGGGGGAGGGCACCUACGCCACCGUCUUCAAGGGGCGCAGCAAGCUGACAGAGAACCUGGUGGCCCUGAAGGAGAUCCGGCUGGAGCAUGAGGAGGGUGCGCCCUGCACUGCCAUCCGAGAGGUGUCGCUUCUGAGGAACCUGAAACAUGCCAACAUCGUGACCCUGCAUGACCUCGUCCACACAGACCGGUCCCUCACGCUGGUGUUUGAGUACCUGGACAGUGACCUGAAGCAAUAUUUGGACCACUGUGGAAACCUCAUGAGUAUGCACAAUGUCAAGAUUUUCAUGUUCCAGCUGCUCCGGGGCCUGGCCUACUGCCACCGGCGCAAGAUCCUGCACCGGGACCUGAAACCCCAGAACCUGCUCAUCAACGAGAGAGGCGAGCUGAAGCUGGCCGACUUCGGCCUGGCCCGGGCCAAGUCUGUGCCCACAAAGACCUACUCCAAUGAGGUGGUGACCCUGUGGUACAGGCCCCCCGACGUGCUGCUGGGGUCCACGGAGUACUCCACGCCCAUCGAUAUGUGGGGCGUGGGUUGCAUCCACUACGAGAUGGCCACAGGGAGGCCGCUCUUUCCCGGCUCGGCGGUCAAGGAGGAGCUGCACCUCAUUUUUCGCCUCCUCGGNACCCCUACGGAAGAGACGUGGCCCGGCGUGACGACUCUCCCGGAGUUCCGCGCCUACAACUUUCCCGCGUACCUGCCGCAGCCGCUGCUCAGCCACGCCCCCAGGUUGGAUACUGACGGCAUCAACCUCCUGACCGGCCUCCUCCUGUACGAAUCCAAGAGUCGUGUGUCAGCAGAGGCAGCCCUGAGUCACCCCUACUUCCGGUCUCUGGGAGAACAGGUGCACCAGCUCGAGGACACUGCCUCCAUCUUCUCCCUGAAGGAGAUCCAGCUCCAGAAGGACCCAGGGUACCGUGGCUUGGCCUUCCAGCAUCCAGGACGAGGGAAGAACCGGCGGCAGAGCAUCUUCUGAGCGGGGCCCACUCUGCUGUGCCGAAAGGGACAGGAGGUUGCGUGAAGCACACGUGUCGGUGGGAUGAGGCCUCUGUGGCUGUGGGAGGACUGAGGAACAAGAGCUGGGCUGGCCUGGAAGACGGCAGCCCUGCUGGGUGCAGCUGUCUCCUCUCCCUGCUUCCCACAACCUCCUGGUGGCCUGGACACCAACCCUCUGUCACCCGCCCUUGGCUGGCAUGAGCUGCUCCCCUGAGGGGAGGGGAGGGGCAGGAAGGAGCCUCAGACCUGCACCAGGCCUGAGCGCUUGCGGCUCCUCCUGCACGGAACAUCCAGGCGCCACUACGCUGUGGGCCAGAUGCGGCCCCACCAGGCUCCCACCUCUCCAAGCUGGCAGCGGCCUCUGCCCCGUGGAGCCUGCACACAUUCCACCUCGCUCCCCUGAGAGCAAGAUGGGACCUGGCACCUUGUGUGGGACUCGAAGGCUCGUGUUCCCUGGAGCCGCUGGAGAAAUCGCAGUCCUGUCCCCCGGAUCCCUGCCCCUUCUCCUUGCUGGGGGCCACUUGUGCCCACUGCUGGGGCCAAGGCUGAGCGGCGUGGGGACGCCCAGCUGCCCUGGUGGCCUGGGACCCAGCAGUGCUCUUCCUGCCUCCACUGGCCCUCCCGUCUCCCCAGUCCAGAUGGAGUUGCCUUAACUGGCAGGUGGUAGGGUGCACGCUGUCCUUGGAGCUUGACCCAGCUCCUGCCUGUCCGCUUCCCAAGGACUGCUCUGCCUGGCCUAUCCCUGAGCACCGAUAAGUCAGGCGGGGGCAGGGUCCUGAGAGCGGCACCCAGAUAUGCAGGUCAGGGUGGCUGACACUGGUGCCAGGCCGGCCUGGCACUGACGUGGCUCCCUGUCCCCUCCUCCCUGCCCUGAGGCUUUGUGCACUUGAGCCUGGCACCAGUGUGCUCAGAGGGUGGUCACAGGAGGAGGCGGCGUGAGUGCCGUGAGCCUGGUGGAGGAAGUGUGAUAGGAGCAGGGUGAGGGGUGAGGACCCCUCCUCGGCACCCCCUGUACCCAAGGCCUCAGCCUGGCUGGAUCCCGAAGGGCAGAGGCCGAGGGGAGGCUGGGCCUGGCUUCUUCCCCGGGGCUCCCCCAGCCUUCCUCUCCUCCCCCACCGUACUGUGAAUGUCCUGUGACUCACACAAAGAUAAUAUAUUUAAUUCAUGUACAGAAAGACGCAUGCAGUCUGGUACAGAAACUCUUACUGGUAGCUCCAUGCCAAAGAUGCGGGAGCCCUGUGGACUCUCCCUGCUGCGUUCAGGGCCAGACGCGAACUGAGAACAAGCCCGAGGUGGGCUGCCCGGCCCAACCUGGUGCCCCGAAAGAGUCCCGGGAGGGGCCUGGGGCCUCCCAGUGAGGGAGGGAGAGGCUCAGAGAGGCUUGGGACUGGAGUGAUGGAGACCAAGCAGCGAAGGGCUGUGCGCCCCGCUGUAACCCGGACCCCCACCGUAACUGCUGUGGACCCUGAGCCCCCUCACGCCCCCUUGUCCCCCGACUUGCCCGUGUCAUAGACGGGCUUCCAGCUCCCGGAGUCCCGCUACCUCCAGCUCACAUCUAGCUCCAUUUUCCCAAGACCACUGAAAAGCCAGGCCUCACCCAUGCCUCCUGAGCUCCCCGGCCCACCCGUGGCCUCAGGUCAGGCCUUGCACUCUGACUUGCUGGUGUGCUUGAGGGGACAGCUGUUUUGCAGAGGAUCCCAGGACCCAGCAAUCAGAUCCCCCUGUGCCAUUAAAGAAGAGGUGAGCCGGGUCCAGUAUCCCCUAGACCCCCUCUCCAAAGUAUGGGACCACGGCUCAGGUGUGCUUGGGGGGAUCUGAAUGGGGCUUUUUAACUGAAUUUGAACUCCACCCAAAGGAGCCUGUUUAUGAAGCUCUGACCUGUGCCAGACGCUGGCCUCAUGGAAUCUGCAGGAGAACCCCUUUCUCUCCUCUGCAUAUAAGGACAGCGGGGCCUCAGGGAUUGAAUAACUUCCCCAGGUUGCGUAGCAACUGCGAGUCCCCAGCCUUGGUCCUCAAGGAGGGGAGCUGUACACAGUGCAGUGCCCCAGGAGGCAGGAAGCAACUCUAGGAAGGGCGUGGGCAGGCAGCUCUGCUGGAGGGGCUGCUAUACAUGACCGGCAAUGAGUUUUAGAGGUUGGGGUCCAGGAGGUAAGUCCCACUGGAAGGCUUACCCCAGACCUUGGUGGAGGUAGAGACGGCUUUGGAAGAGGGAGCAGCAUUCAGGAACAACUCCGGGGCUGGUGGGUUGUGGGAGCUGUCCUGGGUUCCCCAGGGACCAGGCUAAGCCACAGCCCAGCCCCAUGGCCUGGAGCCCUUGGUUUCCUGCACACCCAAGUCAUUUCCAGGUGCCACAUGGCCCUUAUAAACAGCAGCCUGCCAUUCCACCAGAGUCCUGACCGCAGCCCUGCUUGGUGAGUCACUGACCCUCUGGCCUCACAUUGGCCGUUGCUCCUGGGAUGGCUCAGGAAAUCCUGGGGUCCCAGCUGGCCUCUCUGCCAUGCCCACUUGGCGGGGGCAUUUGUGGGUUGCAGCGGCCCUGUGGCUGCUGCUGAAAGGUCGUAUUUGAUGACCACCGCCACGCAGAGGUGAAACCAGCUCCCACCCUGGAGUGAGCUGGAGCUGGCUUUCCCAGCCUCAGCCGUCCUGGGUGUCCCAGGCCCAGAGGUCAGGACCCUGUGGGUGACACGUGUUGUGUCUGUGGCGAGGCCUGUCCAUUCCUUCCUCUCUGGACAGCUCAGCCAGCCCCCUUUGGCCCACCCUGCCAGAACCUCUGCUCCAAUCCCUGCUUCUGUGCACCCCCUGAACCCUCUGUCUCCAGAGCAAGUCCUCAGCCUGGCCCUGUGCUGGACUCCAGGACACUGAGGUGCCGGCCCUCCAGCCCCGUCCAGACUGCACGGAGGACACAGCAUGAAGUCGGCCAGUUCCCUGCUCCCCACAGCCUGUGUUCGGGGUGGGGCAAAGUCAUCCCCGAUCGGCACAAAGCGCACACGUUGGGGUGUCUGCAGCUCAAGAAGCAAAAGAGAGGGGUCGGGGGAGAAGGGAGUGUGCAGGUGGGGGCUGGCGUAGCAGAGGUACUAGUGUGGUCAGAGGCCUCUGGCUGGGCCGGCGGAGCCGUGGCUUCUAAGGGAGGGACCCAAGCGGACAGUCGGGACGGAACCGACAGCGGAGCCCUGCUGGGAAUGCGCCGGAAGGGUGAAAGGCAGUGAGGGCAAGCAGAGCAGGCUGGGAAGGGUGGCGGGGAGGAUGCACCAUGGGGCCGCGCGCUUCGGUCCAGCUUCGGUCCAGCUGCGAGCGUGUAGGACGCCUGGCUCCAGCUCAGGUGGAUUCCGACAGAUUUUUUUUUUUUUCUUUUUCCACACUGAGGAUUGAACAUGGAGCUUUGCCCAGCCCUUUUUUUGUU